AUUCUAGAAAGAACUUCCAUUUCUAGAACUGCACACCUACCUUUGCUCCUCCCCAAUACAAAAUCGCAAUUCGCAGAGAAUCGAAUCACAAAAAAAAAAAAAAAACUUGUAACAAUGGCGUCGGCAGGAAAAUCACUGAUCCAAACUCUAAAACGGUACUUGAAAAAGCCAUGGGAGAUAACAGGACCACAAUCGAGUCCAGAAUAUGUAUCCGCCUUACCAAAAGCUACAGAGUACAGAGUUUUCUCCCCUGCUACAGCACAAGCUCAAGCUAUAAUCCCUUCGUCAAAUCCCGAUACCGUAUACGAUAUCAAGUACUUCUCUCGUGAUCAGCGGCGUAAUCGUCCUCCUAUAAGGCGAACUGUUCUUAAAAAAGCUGAUGUUGAGAAAAUGAUGAAGGAGAAGACAUUUGAUGUUAAUGAUUUUCCGAAGCCGUACUUGACUGCUAAAGUUGAAGAAGAUUAUAAUGUUAUUGGUGGUGGAUACCAGAAAUGAAGAUGACAAAUCUACUGUGAUCUCAUUUGGACAGUGGGAAAAAGGCAGCUACUUUAAAUUCAAAAACAUGUAGUUAGUGGUAGAUGGUUUCACCAAAGUUAAAAGGAAGGAUCCUUGUUUUUGAAGUAGAAGGCAACCAAGCUUCUUAUUGGCUCAAAAGUUAAAACUUGAGAAGAAGAGAAUGGAACUUGAAUAUUUUUCGCAGAAUAGAAUGAAGUACCAGAUUAUGGAGAAAAUUAACAGUAUAAAUCAGAUCUUAAAGAGGAUGAAGAGUUUGCACAGAAAACUACUGAUCAAAGGAUUUCAAGGAAGCUACCAGAGAUGAGGAAAGAACAUGAAGGUGAAAAUUUAUCUGUCUAUGGUUGCUUAAAAAGACGACAACACCAUAAUUUUCAAAGAUGACAAAUCUAACAGAAUUUGAUAACAUCAACUAGCUAGCUAAAACUGCAAAGUGAUAAAGGAUCUAGAAGAAAUCAAAAUGGAAUUGAAAUUUUACUAGAAUCUUUACAGGGAACUCUUGAGACUCUCUUUUAUAUAUGAGAAUAUGUAUGUCUUCAUUGAAAAAGAAAGGGAUUGGCUGCAUGGACCAUUCCUGGAGGAGGAGGUAGGUAAUAUUACUAAGCGUUAUGAAGGAAUUAAGGUUACUUAAUGUUUCACCAUGGCCUUUUUCCGAGAAAAUGUUGGCAAAUUGUCAUAGGAUAUAUACGUAAUGCUGCAAGUCAUUUUCAUUUUUGUUCUGUUCAAGACUUCCAAAAGGGCUUCAAUGCUUCCUUUAUUGCUUUGACACCAAAGAUAUGUGGUAUAGAAGAAUUGAGGGAUUUCAGAACAUUAUCCUUGAGAGAAGCAUAUACUUUAUUGUUAAGUGGAGACCAACCUAUGGGAAAUCAUUAGAAAACUGCUAAUUACAAAUCACUAAUUAAUGCUGUUUCAAUUGUCAACAAAUGCCUGAAAAGAAUUGAGACCAGGCAAGGUUUGGACUCCUUGUAAACUGUUUUGGUGAUGGAGUGAUGAUAUAAGAGUUUGGACAUAGACGGCGAUCAAGAAGACAUGUCACACAUUUUUUAUACUGAAUUGCUGAUGACACAUUAAUUUUUUGAGAUGCAGUGGAGACAUAACUGAAGUAUCUGAGACUCAUUCUGUUGUUUUUUUCCGGCUGCUUUUGUAUUGCAUAUAAUUUACCAAAAAAGUUUCUAUACGCAGUCAAUGAAGUUCUAAGCAUUCAAUGACUGACAAAGAUUCUUGGUUGCAGAGUUGAAAUUAGGAGGGGCUCUCUAUGAGAAGGCAAGGGAGAAAAAAACCUUUCAUUUGGUAAGGUUCGAAAAGAUUAUUUAAGAAAGAAAAGGCAAGGGAGAAAAAAAAAACUUUCAUUUGGUAAAGUUCGAAAAGGUUAUUUAAGAAAGAAUGGAGGGGGAUUAUAGGCAAGAAACUUGAAUCACAUUACAACUGCACCUAGCUAGUAAAGUUGUAUUGGGUAAAAUUGGCUAGAGCGUCCUUCUCAAAAAAUAAAAAUUUGUCUAGAGUGCAUGGCGCUUGUAGAAAAGGACAUUUGGUGGAAGGAUCUAGGGAAGAGAGGAGUUGUCAAGGAUAACAAGGGUGGAGCUAGGCGCCCGGAUACUGGUUCAGAAUCCAGUAAUUUUUGCUCAAAUAGUAUAUUUAUGUAGAGAAAUUAAUUAAAUAUGUACAAAUAUUAAGUUUAGAACUCAAUUAAUAAUACUUGAAGUCAUCGUUUAGAUUCCAAAACCCAUAAAGUUGAAAUCAUGGUUUCGCCCCUGCUCCCGAAGGAGUGUCCUCGGAAGCAGAAGAAAGGACCUCACCGAGAACACGCAAAGGAAGUUGUACCAAAGAGAAAGGAUCUGUGUCCAGGUGACUCUAAAACUCCAUGUCAGCAAAUUUAUUUAACAAAAAAAUAAUUUAUAUUGAUUGGGUGACUUUGAAGGUGAAAUACCAAUAGUUGAGUGACUUUUGAGUUAUAAAACAAAGAAAAGUGUCUUUGUAAGAGAAAUAUCCUUUGUUGAAUGACGACAUGAGAUAUUAUCUCCUGCUAUUCAAGAUGCAUGUAAAUAACUUGUGAUCCUUCUUUGGUGGGAAUUCCUUUACGUUGUAGAAAUGUAAUUAUGAAUAACCCUUAUGAACUCGUCGUGCUUAUUCAUUUAUCUAUUUAUGCUCGGGUAGGAACACGUCGUGCUUAAAUCUUAUAAAUACGUAGUAGUCGUCUUUAUCAUUCCGUACCUUUUAACAUUCCCAAAGUCCCACCACUUCAAUUAGGCACAACCUUCCUAUAUAUGCUUUGGCGUGCAGAUCAAAUCUCUACGUUGUGUUU
Messenger RNA from Solanum dulcamara, 2815 nucleotides. RefSeq names its product transcription factor TCP17-like. The transcript has 2 exons. Gene Ontology annotation, molecular function: sequence-specific DNA binding; DNA-binding transcription factor activity. Lineage: Eukaryota; Viridiplantae; Streptophyta; Magnoliopsida; Solanales; Solanaceae. Bases 115 to 495 code for a protein of 126 amino acids. Gene Ontology annotation, cellular component: nucleus. The record is from RefSeq and is a predicted model, not a curated record.